ANGACCACAUAUUGCAAUUAAUGGCAAAGUUCUUAAAUCUUUUUCUGCUCUCCAUUUACAUUCGAUCCAUUCUCUUAGGUUUUCACGCCCAUGCACUCAAGCCUUAUGAUCACUUCUUUACAGAUGAGUGUCUAAUACACCCAUUGAAGCCACAGUAUGAGGGUGGAAAAAUUGUGAAUCCAGAACUGAAUGAAGGGUUAUUUGGUUGGGAAGCGUUCGGAGAUGCCAAAAUCGAGCAUAUGGAAUCCACUGACGGGAUUAACAAAUACAUUGGCGUGUUUGGGAGAAAUAAAACUUUUCAUAGUUUCAAACAGACAGUCUAUCUUGAAAAGGAAAAACUAUAUACCGUCUCAGCAUGGGUACAACUUAAAGGCCAUUCAAGAGCUGACGUGGCAGUAAUGGUGAAGACGAGCACAGGGUUUGAAAUUGGGGGUUGGGUCCUGGCAAAAAGUGGGUGCUGGUCAAUGUUGAAAGGUGGCUUCACGGUCAAUGUUUCUGGCCCAGCUGAAUUAUAUUUUGAGAGCAAAAAUCUCCAAGCUGAUAUUUUUGCAGAUAGCAUCUCUCUACAACCAUUUACUCUCCAAGAGUGGAAAUCCCAUCAACGAUAUAACGUCGAGAAGGUACGGAAAUCAGGUGUGAAGUUCAAUGUUUUGGACCAAUGGGGCCGUCCGGUGCGUAACGCAACCGUUAGAGUAACCCAAAAGCACCGACUAUUUCCCUUCGGUUGCGCCAUGAACAAAAACAUCCUCGACAACCUUGCUUACCAAAAAUGGUUCUUACCAAGAUUCAAGUACACCGUAUUCGAAAAUGAGCUAAAAUGGUACUCUACCGAAUACUUUCCUAACAACCCAGACUACUCAAUCUCUGACAAGCUCGUCCAAUUCGCCAAAUCCAACCGCAUUAAAAUUCGCGGCCACAACGUAUUCUGGGACGUUCCGGAUGAUCAGCCUUCUUGGGUCAAAGGACUUCCGCCAUAUGCCUUAUGGGGAGCUGCCAACAGGAGAAUAGAAUCGGUUAUGAAUAGAUACAAAGGCCAAGUCAUUCAGUGGGACGUGGUCAAUGAAAAUAUGCAUGGCCAGUAUUUCGAGAAUAAUUUGGGUAGUGGCGCGUCUUGUGAUUUCUAUAAGAUAGCCCACCAAAUUGACGGUACAGCGAUACCCUUUCUAAACGAUUACAACACCAUAGAACAGUGUUGGGACCCUUAUGCUUCGCCGUGGAAGUAUUUGCAGAAAAUUAAGGAGUUACGGAGUUGUAUUAGAAAAAUGGGUAUUGGGUUAGAGGGUCAUUUCACUUCUCUAAAUUUGCCCUACCUAAGGUCUGCACUUGAUGCAUAUUUCUUGGAACAAAUUCUGCGCGAGAUUCAUUCACAUCCCAAAGUAAAAGGCAUAAUGUUGUGGGCAGCUAUAAGUCCAUCUGGAUGCUAUCAAAUGUGUUUAACGGACUACAAUAAUUUCAGAAAUUUACCAACAGGGGACGUCGUGGAUAAUUUUAUUAGUAAUUUGACUCAUGCUGCAGAUUUGCCAGGAAGUACCGAUUCAAAUGGCAUUUACAAGACUCGGCUUUAUCAUGGUCAAUAUGAAGUCAUAGUCAAUCAUCCCAACGGACGCUCUACUUCAUUUCAAAUGGAUGUUCUUCCCAGACGAGAUAAACGAGGCGGACACGCAUUUUCAAUCUACAUAAAACAAAAUGGAAAAGGCAACACAGAUGUAGAAGAAAAGAAACAACAUAUAAGGAAAAAGUGCAUCAUGGUCAAAAAGCUCGCCUCCCAACCUAUUAUUCCCGGCUUUUACAAGAACCCAGGAGGACUCGCGGCGUGGCUGGUUCCUCACGGCAUGGUGGAGGGUGGCAUCACGGCGCGGAAGUCUUGGCACGGCAUGGAGAAUUUCGGCCAUUUAGCAAAGGUUUUGGAACAA
Striga asiatica is the source of this 1913-nucleotide messenger RNA. NCBI's taxonomy places the organism in Eukaryota, Viridiplantae, Streptophyta, Magnoliopsida, Lamiales, Orobanchaceae. The record is from the annotation of a GenBank genome assembly.